This is a messenger RNA of Adineta ricciae, 705 nucleotides long. Lineage: Eukaryota; Metazoa; Rotifera; Eurotatoria; Adinetida; Adinetidae. The record is from the annotation of a GenBank genome assembly.
AUGAAGCGUUUUCCAUCAGUUAAAGUAACGAAAAUACGAAGAUAUCGAUCAACUAGCUAUCGUAAUGCGAAAAGUACUACUCAUAACGGGCAUAUCAGUGUGAAUCGGGUGCACUCCGUUGUUACUGAUUUCAACUCGACACAGAAAGAAAAUCAAACUUUGGUCGUAGAAAAUGUGGGUGGACUUUCAACAGCACCGAAAAAAGUUUCUUCAGUAAGAUUGAACAAAAGUAUCGAAAGAUCGCCGACAACAUCCUCGAUAACACAUAUCUCUCGUGUUCAAUCGUCAAAUGUACCGCAUGCUACCCUAUCCCUACAAGAUAACAGAAGUAACUGUUCCUCUUCGCCACACACUCAACAAUCACGCUUUAUAUCAAAUCCUUCACCAUAUUUUUCGAAAUCACCAAUUACAGGAUCGGAGUCUACUUCACCAUCAUGUCUCAUCGAUGACUAUCGAAGUAUUUAUACCAUUGGAAAGACAAAACGGCACAAAAAUGAAAGAUUAUCAUGUUUUAAGAACUAUUCAGUUCGAUAUUUUCUUGCUAUUGGCUUAGCAAUACUUUUAAUUUGUGGUGUUGCUAUUGCAGUACCACUCACAAUAGUUGCUACAAAUCGGCCAACGACUCAGACACAAAAUACAUCGUCAACAAUAACAACAACAACAACAACAACAACAACAACGGUAACAAUACUAACCACUGCGUGA